CAACAAACACACAAUCGAGCAAGCACACAAGGAGCUAGCACUUUCAGAAGCUAGCUACUGCCUUGCAGCCAUGGAGCUCCUCCCUUGCAUCGCCACCCUGCUCCUCCUCCUCUCUUGCUCCCUGGCGGCAGCGACGACGGCGCCACUGGGGACGAUCGAGCGCGUGACCAAGCAGCGGAUCCUGGCGAGCAUCCCGCCCGGCGGGCGCCCGCCCGUGCUGUUCCUCACGUCGCCGUCCGGCAAGUACGCGGCCUACUUCGUGCGCACGCACACCGUUCCGGGUGCCGGCGGGCUCGGCGCCGACUUCUGCUACGUCGAGGUGGUCGACGCCGCGACGGCCGGCGCCCAUGGCGGCGCCGCCGAGGGCGAGGAGGACGGCGUUGCCGCAGCAGCAGCAGCCGCGAGCGGGAAGAGCGUGUGGGAGUCGGAGUGCCGUCCCAUCAGCACGGUGAACACGUGCACGCUGCUCUUCUCGUGGCACGGGCUGGAGGUGUUCGACGGCAGGGAGGAGGUGUGGCACGGCGAGACCAACACCGACGGCACCAACUUCCUCGAGACGCUCGAGCUCGUCGACGACGGCGACAUGCGCAUCCGCGACAAGGACGGCGAGCUCGCCUGGCGCGCCAGCGACGAGCCGCGCCACGCGCAGCACUGCGGCGCGCCGGGCUCGCCGGGCCUCGCCACCGCGCUCCCGCCAUUCGCCGAGCCCCUCGGCGCGCACAGCAGCAACCUGCCCUUCGGCAUGGAACCUGACGGCAACGGCCACUCGGCCGACCUGCCACAGGCGGCCGACGUCGGCACCGGAGCAGCAGCCCUCGGUGGCGCCGCGGGGGUGGCCGCGCCUGGGCUCGGGGAGGGAGAGCCCGACGCGGCGGCCGACGUCGGCAGCGGAGCAGCGGCCGUCGGUGGCGGCGCGGGGGUGGCCGGCCCUGGCCUCGGAGCGGGAGAGCACGACGCGGCGGCCGAGGAGGGCGGCGCCGUGGCGGGGUUCGAUCCCCAGCCGCUAGUGGACAACAGUCCCUAUGACAGUGGGGCCUGGAAAGAGGGCCGUGGGGCCCAUAUCGCCGCCAUUGGCGUCGCUGUCUGCGUCUCAGCCGUGCUUGGCACCAUGGGCGUGGGUCUCUAAAUUUGGCAUGGCUGACGAUGGUGCUGCAAUUGCUUGGCUGCGACGAACUGAUUAAACAAGAGGGUGGGGUGGGUGAUGCCUUGGUGUUGCAUUUGGUGAUGGAAAGUGUGUGUGUUUCUUUUUCUUCUUCUUUUAAUUAUGCGCGUGUAUCAAAUACAGUGUAAGAAGGGAUGUUUGUGAUUGGGUAAUUGGAAUCAAUAGCAUAUUGUAACGGGUAAAUGUACUCCAUUGCUUCUAUUAUGAAAAAUUAAUAUAGUAGCAAUUUAAUUUGGGGUUA
Setaria italica (foxtail millet) is the source of this 1403-nucleotide messenger RNA. RefSeq lists its product as uncharacterized. NCBI's taxonomy places the organism in Eukaryota, Viridiplantae, Streptophyta, Magnoliopsida, Poales, Poaceae. The coding region runs from base 71 to 1126 and encodes 351 amino acids. The transcript has a single exon. The record is from RefSeq and is a predicted model, not a curated record.